UUUAGUAUGAAAUUAGUUUCAAGGUAGAGUUUACAUGUUCUAACAUCGAAAUAUUUUCUCAAAAACGUAAUUAUUAGUUUGUGAUUUUAUCAAAUAAUAAUAAAAUAAUGUAAAGGAAUUUGUUCUAUUGUUUUAAAUUCUAAAGUCUCACGUCUGUUUUGUUAACUAAUCAUUUGUGUAAAACCUUGAUACAAUAAUUUGGGUUUUUAUGAAUUAUAUAAGUUCGAAUUAACAUAUAUUUACGAAUAAAAUUGCUUGAUUACGGUUCAAAUGGAGUUGUAAAAAAUAAAAUCAUGGCUGAAGUAAAAAAGGAUUUUUUCAGGGACACAUGGGUUCGUUAUCUUGGGUACGCGAACGAGGUGGGGGAGUCCUUUCGGUCGGUGGUGCCCGCUAGGGUGGUGCGCGCCAGCUACAGCGUCGCCUUCGCGUACGUCCUCGCCGAUACUGGUCACAAGGGCUGGGAAAUGGUCAAGAAAGACGGUCGGCCGCGCAUGGUAGUGGUGGAGACUUCGGACGCGCUGCUGUGGCAGACGUUAGCUUCGGUCAUUAUACCCGGCUUUACUAUUAACAGGAUAUGUGCAGUCUCCAAUUCUCUACUAACAAAACACGCAAAGAAAAUACCGCCAAAUGCCAGGAAUUGGGUCACUGUGGCCAUUGGCUUGGCAUCCAUUCCUGUCAUCGUGCAUCCCAUAGACGCGGGGGUGACAGUCCUCAUGGAUAUGACGUACAGGAAGUGGGUGAAGUCAUAGUCUACGGCACUUCCGGUUUGUUAGGAAAUUGAACGUUUGCGCUAUUCGCUUGGCUUGGUAGGAUGUGGAUGCUUAUGUUAGAAAAUGGUAGGGUAUGAAGAAACUUUGAAAUGUUAUUAUGAUUAGUUGCAAGAUAAAAAAUAUUUUUCAACACAGGAUUUCAACGUAUUAUUGUGUUCAUUAACAAUAAUUAAGUUAUUUAUAAUUUCCAUGUUGGUUUAAAUUCGGGACAAAACUUAUUACAAUAUUAUUUAAAAUUAUAUUUCAUGAAUAUCUUCCUAAAAAAAAAGGAUAAGACGUUACUUUGAUUUGUAAAAUAAGUAGUAAAAUUCUGAAUUCAUAAAAUACAAUAAAAAUAGAGUUAGUGUCGUAUCGAAGUAUUUUUACGCAUUUUUUAUUGACUGCUAACGCCAUCUAUAUCGCCCUGUAAGAACUAUCAAAGUAAAUAUAGUUUUGCGUUUAUUGCGAUAGAUGGCGUUAACUACUCAAAUAGGUUGUAGUUUCUGGAUUUACAAUAAAAAUUAAACUUGACCUAUGGGCGUGAAAUUUAUGUGAUUCAACUAAUUUUUACUUUAAAUGGACCAAAUAUUGUGUUCUAUAACUUAAAUCAGUAUUAAUUAAAGAAUAAUUUAAAGAAAAAAUUAAGAACUUGCAAACAAUAAACUAAUCAGCAAUUUAUUGUUAUAUCUUCAUGUAAAUAAUAUAUUUCAUAAUAUGAAGUAAUUCAUAGAAUUACUAAUAUACAUAUAUAGUAUACUAAUAAUAGUAUUAGUAUACUAUAUAUGUAUAUUAGUAUACUAUUAUUUUUGCAUAAAAAUUCAUGGUGAUAUAAAAUAAAAUAUGUUUAAAGUGUGCAAGUUCUAAAAAUAUUCUUAUAAAAAAGCAAAGGAAUAUUGUAAUAAAUGAGCGUUAUAUUCAGUGUCGGAUUUAGUAAAAAAUGUGGAUGAAAUAUUAAUAAAUAUUUUAUUAGUUACAAUGCACCCAACUAACAGUAAAUUAUCUAAUAGUUUUUUUUAUGCUGUGAAUUUCUCCGUUAUUUUAAGCCCUUUUUACAAAAAUUCUGAGUUGGCUUUAAAUAUCACAAAAUGAAUUAUGGGUACGAAAAUAUCCUAUUUUAACUAGUUCUAGAGUCUAUUUUAGGGUAAAUAAUCAAGUGAAUUCUGUAAACUAGGGUUCUGGAUAACUGCAAUAGGAAUUUACCACUUAAAAAAUAUUAUUCUAUAUUAAUAAAGCGGCCUAUUUAAAGUAUUGGAUUUAUUUAUUACCGAUUAUUUUGAUGAGUAUUUGUUCUGACUUAAAUAAAGUAUGGGACUCAGUGGGCCCACAUUACCCCCUCUAAAUCCGGCACUGUGAAGCCGAUGGUAAAUCUGGAGGACAAUUUGGAUUGUAAAAGUGUCCUUAAUUUUGUAACAAUAAAGAUCUGGCACAAAAAUAAUUAUUUAUAUUUAAGUGUACGUUUUGAGGCUUAACAUCUAGUUUGAGUGACAAGCUUUCAGCAAAGUUAGUGGUGUUUCUACUGUAUACAGGUAGUGGAAGCUUCCCACAAGGCCUUGCUCGUCGCGUCAUUCGGAUGUAAAAAAUAUUUAAAUUUGUACGUAGGCUUACUAUGAAAUGACGGUGUAAAAAUUAACUCCCUUAUUCAUAGACGUUAUUUAUCUAAGGACGGAGUAUCGCUGUGAUAACAACUCUGUUUCUCAGUGCUGACGGUAUGGCAGCCUUCGCAGUGCGUAGCCAUAGGGCCGUUGUGAUUGGCUAAUAUUGAGAUACAACAAUAAACAAUAGCUUUACUCCGUCCUUAGAUAAAAAACGUCUAUGAGUAAGAGGGUAAAAGAAAAUAUUCCGGUUGUUGAUAUAAUUUUAAACAUAAUAAUGCUAAUUGUAUUUCAAAACAUUGCAUGGUAGUGCAAAGAAUUGUUAAAGAUAGAUAAUAGAGAGCCAGAUAAAAUAAAGACCUCAUUUCGCGAAUUAAUAAGAAAUGUGUAAAAUUUAUUUUGUGUCUGGGUAUUACUGGACUGAAAAAUUAAGUUGAUACUCACAAUAAAGACUUUAAAUUUUGUUUUGAGUCGAUAUAGCGCCAUAAUUGAUGUUAUUAUCCAAAUAUUUUUACUGGUGGUACGAUAUAUUUUAUAUCCGCCUGGAUAGAAUCCACCGUACACAAGGUGUUAAAACCUGCCAUAGUGGCCCACGUAAGUGUGUCGCGUACCGGGAUUGGCCUCUGUACAUCUGAUUCUAACAGGCCGGCAUAAUUAUAUCGAUUGUCGAGGGGUAAUCAUCUCUCGUUAGUCGACAUUCACUUAUCAAAUGCAGUGGGGACACUGCCGUGCGCGUAUGAAAAAUCUUACCGUGAUUUCAUAGUAGAUACCCAUAAGUUAACCAGACUGCGAAAAAUUGCGUUAAUAGAUAAAGUUGAAUAGUAGAAAGCUUUAUUAGUAUUUUAGCGGCUGUGGUUUAUUAAUUCCGUAGUUAAUUAGUAUUUAGCAUUGCAAUUAUAGUUUUAUGUAGACUGGAAAAUACCUCUCGUCAGUGGCGGCCUUAGCUGACGCGAUUCCCAAAACAAAAGGAAAAGCAACGACGCGAGGCCCUGGCUGAAAGCAAAAAUACCUGACGCAGAGCUUAGGGUGAAGCAAAAAAAAAACCGAUGCGUGGCCUCGGAUGAAAAAAAUAAAACUGACGCAAGGCCUCGAAGAGACAAAAAAUGCUUCCCAAUUUUAAACAGUUUCGUAAGGUGCUCAGAAAUGGUUCUGCAAGGCAAUGCGCGAGGCCCUGCUUCGCUUCUCCUAGGGUCGCCACUGCCUCUCGUUAAGAAAAUGUUGAAUUACUUCGAAAUAUGUUUAUAAAUGAACGAAGUAGACUAAACUAGUCUUUUAAAGUAAGUCGUAAAAUUUUGGGCAAUUUUUCAAUGUUAUGAGUAAUUUUCAACAUUUUUUCUCUCCCUAAGUACCUUCUAUAAAGUAUUAAAAAAUAAAAAAAAAAUAUAAUAAUAUGGGCUACGUCGUUCUCAAGUUAUGGCGUGACCAACACAAAAAGAGAUUAAUUUUUACAUAUUUUAUUUUAUUUUACAAUAUUUGGGAAACUUACAGUUAGUACAACUCAUAGAAAAAGAUACUGUCAAAGAGGGCCAAUUACAUACUAUGUGUGUAGGUAUUACCACUAAGAGCCUAGUUAACCAUGUCUAAGGUAGUAGUUGAAAUGUUCUGGUAAAGUUGUAUAAAAAUAUAUAUUUUUUUAAACAGAUAGCGACAAUUCUCUCUGACUAUCUGCCCUUUGCAAACGAUUCCAAUCGCUUUUUUAUCUAUUUCAAAAAUGGACCAAUCAGAACAAAAGUUUUUUUUUGACAUUACAAAUGAGUUAUUUUGAUUUGUUCAUUAUCGGAAUUUGAUUGAAGAUUGAGGCUAUAAAUUGUAUUUUUUCUGUUAUUUCGUUUACUUUAUAAAGUUCUCUACAAAAGAAUUUUACUACGAGAGGUCUUUAUUCUUAUUAGGAAACUAUAGAAUUCAGAUUUGAAACGUAGUACGCGUAAAAUAAUAUGCAUAUUAUAUACCACGUUUGCAAAUUACAAAUAAUAAAUUCUCAAUUAUAACUCAUUAUUUUCGUAAACAACUAAUUCAACGUAUUGUAAUAAAGUAAAUAAAAGGAUUUGUGCAGUUUUUAUUACCAGGAAAAUAAAAACCUCGCCAUAUUGUAGGAAAUAUGGAACUAACUUCUUGUAUUGACAAUAGUAACUUUUAAACGCAAAAGUGGCGCCCUCAAGCAGGUUUCUCAUUUUCCUGGUCAAGUUAUAUAUAAUACCGCAGCUAUAUUACCAGAAAUAAGUUAUACAAGGCUUUAAAUGAUUUAAUCGCAAUGAUGAAUUGUUAUUGUAUUAUACACGUUGACUAAUAAAUUUUAGAUAUGA
Molecule: messenger RNA, 4644 nt
Organism: Manduca sexta (tobacco hornworm)
Lineage: Eukaryota; Metazoa; Arthropoda; Insecta; Lepidoptera; Sphingidae
Product: mitochondrial fission process protein 1
Exons: 4
Coding region: 294-749 (151 amino acids)
Biological process (GO): mitochondrial fission
Cellular component (GO): mitochondrion
Source: RefSeq, a predicted model, not a curated record